AUGCUUGCCAUUUGUUCAACAUCUUCAGAUGAAGGAAAUAAAUCAACAUAUCCUAAUGAAGAAGAUACUGACGGAAUUUUUAAUUCAGCAUCCACAGGAAUAAUUACAACAUCUUCAUCUUCACGUAUUCCAUAUUCUCAUCCACAUCAUCAUCAUCAUCAUCAUCAUAGAUCGCCAGUAUCACUUGUUUAUGGACAUACACCAACACCAGCAUAUGGAUUUGGUUUUAGCUUUUAUGAAGAUAUGUCUUCGUUUGCUGAUACUUCUCGAUCACCAUAUACAUUUAUUCAUACAACGAAACGUGCUGACCCAAAUAUAGAUGCUAAACUUGAAAAUAUGGAUUUAUGGAAACGUUUUGCUGCACUUAAUUUAGAAAUGAUUAUUACGAAAAAUGGAAGGCGUAUGUUUCCAACUUUUAAAAUUUUACUAACUGGACUUGAUCCAACAAGUAAAUAUAUUGUAUAUAUGGAUGUUGUACCUGUUGAUAAUCAUCGAUACAAAUAUCAUAAUUCUCAAUGGAUGAUUACUGGUGCAGCUGAACCACAUAUGCCAGGUCGUUUUUAUCCUCAUCCGGAUAGUAAUUCAACUGGAGCACAAUUAAUGAAACAACCAUUAUCAUUUGGUAAACUUAAAUUAACAAAUAAUACAACUGAUCAAAAUGGACAUAUUAUAUUAAAUUCAAUGCAUAAAUAUAUUCCUCGUCUUCAUAUAAUUCAAGCAGUUAGUUCAUCAAAUACUGACACGAAAUUAUCCAUGACACCAUUGGAUAAUGUCAACAUAUUCAUCUUCCCAGAGACCCAAUUUAUUGCCGUAACUGCUUAUCAAAACGAACAUGUCACUCGAUUAAAAAUCGAUAAUAAUCCAUUUGCUAAAGGUUUUCGUGACAAUAAUGGACAUGCUAAUCGAAAAGAUGUUAAAUCAAUUAAACGACAUAUUGAUGAUGAUUAUGAUCGAAGACUUAAAUGUAAUGAUCUAUAUACAACACCAGAAUCAUCAAAACGAUGUAAAUCAAGUUCCGGUGAAGAAGAUCAAACACCUCCUUCACGUAUUGUACCUGCAAGUAGUACAAUUGAUGUUCCUGAUUCAACAACUUCAUUUACUGAUUCAUAUGAAAAUCAAUUUCAUUCUCAUCAAAGUCAUUUAUAUGAUCCAAAUUUAUAUACAUCACCUUAUUCUCGAUUUGCUCCAACAUAUCCAUUUACUUAUUCGACAAUGACAUCAAUUGGACCCACAUCUUCGACCAAUCCAUUCACGUUAGCGGCAGCUGCUGCAAGUCGAUAUUCAUCUCCAUAUACAUUUUCUUCACCAUAUUAUCAACAUUCGACUUCGUCAUAA
Molecule: messenger RNA, 1335 nt
Organism: Rotaria sp. Silwood2
Lineage: Eukaryota; Metazoa; Rotifera; Eurotatoria; Philodinida; Philodinidae
Source: the annotation of a GenBank genome assembly